UUCACCAGCAUCUGCAGUUCCUACUAUCUCUUGGUCAUCUGACUGAUCUGUUUGAGCUCCUUUUUGUUGUGUUCUUGAAACUUGGUGUAGGAUAGGAUUAUUGAGCUUUGGCAUAUUUUACAUGAGCUGAAAUUUAGAGAGGAUGAAGGACAGAAGGAGAAAACUGCAAUAAUUCAAUUUAGAAGCAAAGAUAGUACAAGUGAAAUGAUUGAAUAAUUAAUCAACUUCUGGUAACUCUAGUUUUGACCAGGUGGGGUUAACUGUCCAUGAACAUAGGCCCAUUCAGCUUAUUAAACCUGCUCCAUAAUCCAAAACAAUGACGGCCAAUUGAACACUUCAAUGCCAGUUACCCACAUUAUCCCCAUACUUGUGCCAAUGGUAAUCGGAAAACUACCAAAAGCUCCUUUCAAUGUACUCAAAAACUGAACUUCUGCAGUCCUCUGUGUGGAGCAUUUCAAAGAUUCACAACUUUGUGAAUAAAAAAAAUUCAUGUCAUCGCAGUCCUGAAUUGCGUCCAACUUAAUUUUAAAUUGUACCCCCUGAUUCUACACUCUGCAACCAGGAGAAACCUCUUACUUGUAUCUACCCUUCUAUCCCUGUACGUAUUUUGUAAAUUUCAAUGAGUUGACCUCUUAUUCUUCAAAAUUUCAGAGAACACAGGUCCAGAUUUUCCAAUCUCUCGCCAUAAGACAGUCCCACCAUCCAGGGAACAAGUCUGAUGAACCUUCGUUGCACUCCCUCUCUGAUGGUGGGCAUGUGGAAGUGAAAUAUUUAAAAGGAUGGAGAAUGAAGCAGCAGGACUCAACCUGUGCUUUACUUUUGGAGUCAUAGCAGACAUUCAGUAUGCUGACGCAGAGAAUGGCUUUAACUAUUCAAGGACGAGGGAACGUUACUAUAGGAACAGCCUCCACUUGCUGCGCAGUGCUAUUGAAGAAUGGAAUGGAGAAGUGAUCACUCCCAGGUUUAUUCUGCAGCUUGGCGACAUCAUUGAUGGAUGCAAUUCACAGCUAAAGUCCUCAGAUCAUGCACUUCAAGUGGUCAUAAAUGAAUUUGCAAAGUCUCUGUCUCCUGUUCACCAUAUCUGGGGAAACCAUGAAUUUUAUAAUUUUAACAGGGAGCAGCUACUUAACUCGGCUCUCAAUAGCAAACACUUGAGAAAUGGCAAGCUCUGUGACAACGGAGACAGCAGCAUUAAAUCUGACUUGGACUCUGAUGAUCCUGAGUCAUUUUACGGCUACCAUUUUAGUCCAUUUCCUAAAUUCCGUUUCAUAUUAACUGACACGUAUGAUCUCAGUGUUCUGGGAAGGAAAAAGGAUAGCAAGAAACAUCACUAUUCACUGCAGAAACUGAAAUCAAACAACAGAAAUGAAAAUCUUAAUAGCCCCAAAGGACUCAAUGGACUGAAUUCACGCUUUCUGGCAUUCAAUGGAGGUUUCAGUCAAGAACAGCUGGAAUGGCUAAACAAGAUACUCACUUUCUCUGAUAAUAACCAGGAAAAAGUUGCCGUCAUUGGUCAUCUUCCUAUCCACCCAGCCUCAACAGAUCCAAUAUGCGUUGCCUGGAACUAUGAUGAAAUCCUCUCACUGUUGCACGCACACACUAGUGUAGUGUGUUUUAUCGCAGGCCAUGAUCACGAUGGUGGUUACUACUUGGAUGAUCACGGAAUUCACCAUCUUACCUUGGAAGGAGUGAUUGAAACACCACCAGAAAGCCAUGCAUUUGGUACCAUUCAUGUGUACGAAGACAGAAUGAUCUUAAAGGGAAGGGGCAGGAUUCCUGAGAGAGUUCUACACUUUGAGAAUCAUAAAUGAAUGAACCUCUGUGUUAUAAUCUUGAGACAUACAGACCUUAAUCACACGAUGCUGUGUACUUUCUAGCUAAAUGUUGCAAUGGAUUUCUCCACUUUAAUAAACAAGCUCAAAUGGCA
This is a messenger RNA of Rhincodon typus (whale shark), 1927 nucleotides long. Its product is annotated as manganese-dependent ADP-ribose/CDP-alcohol diphosphatase. The coding region runs from base 780 to 1811 and encodes 343 amino acids. The transcript is spliced from 4 exons. Gene Ontology annotation, molecular function: 2',3'-cyclic-nucleotide 2'-phosphodiesterase activity; manganese ion binding; ADP-ribose diphosphatase activity. Lineage: Eukaryota; Metazoa; Chordata; Chondrichthyes; Orectolobiformes; Rhincodontidae. The record is from RefSeq and is a predicted model, not a curated record.